Molecule: messenger RNA, 2062 nt
Organism: Poecile atricapillus (Black-capped chickadee)
Lineage: Eukaryota; Metazoa; Chordata; Aves; Passeriformes; Paridae
Gene: NMNAT2
Product: nicotinamide nucleotide adenylyltransferase 2
Exons: 12
Coding region: 156-1079 (307 amino acids)
Biological process (GO): NAD+ biosynthetic process
Cellular component (GO): Golgi apparatus
Molecular function (GO): nicotinate-nucleotide adenylyltransferase activity; nicotinamide-nucleotide adenylyltransferase activity
Source: RefSeq, a predicted model, not a curated record
UGUAAUUCCAAAAGUGAAUAAAUUUAACGUUUUCAACUGCCUCUGUCACAGUACCAGCUCAGCAUUUCACAGAUCUUGGAUGUGUUUAUCCUCAAAACACGCUCUAAGAGCCGCACCGAGCCACAGACCGCGGUGGGGCCGGGCAGGGCCGCACCAUGACCGAGACCACCAAGACCCACGUUAUCCUGCUGGCCUGCGGCAGCUUCAACCCCAUCACCAAGGGGCACAUCCAGAUGUUCGAACGAGCCCGGGAUUACCUGCACAAGACUGGACGCUUCAUUGUCAUUGGUGGCAUUGUCUCGCCUGUGCACGACUCCUAUGGGAAAACGGGGCUAGUUUCUAGCCGGCACCGCUUGACCAUGUGCCAGCUGGCUGUGCAGUCCUCCGACUGGAUCAGGGUUGAUCCCUGGGAGUGCUACCAGGACACCUGGCAGACCACCUGCAGUGUGCUGGAGCACCACCGUGACCUGAUGAAGAGAGUGACUGGCUGCAUCCUCUCCAAUGUCAACACACCCUCCAUCACCCCUGUGAUUGGCCAGCCCCAGAAUGAGUCCUCACAAAGCAUCUACCAGAACAACAACAUCUCCAGCAAGCCCACUGCAGCAAAAAUCUUGGGGAAAGUGGGAGAAAGCCUGAGCCGGAUUUGCUGUGUUCGCCCACCCAUGGAGAGCUUCACCUUUGUGGAUGAAAAUGCCAACUUGGGGACAGUGAUGAGAUAUGAGGAGAUUGAGCUUCGUAUCUUGCUGCUUUGUGGCAGCGACCUGCUGGAGUCCUUCUGCAUCCCUGGCCUCUGGAAUGAGGCAGAUAUGGAGGUGAUUGUUGGGGAGUUUGGGAUCGUGGUGGUGCCCCGGGAUGGAGCAGACCCUGAGCAAAUCAUGAACCACUCCUCCAUACUGCGCAAGUACAAAAACAACAUCCUGGUGGUGAAGGACGACUCAAAUCACCCCAUGUCAGUUGUCAGCUCCACCAAAAGCAGACUGGCCCUGCAGCACGGGGACGGACAUGUCGUGGAUUACCUCUGCCAGCCUGUCAUUGACUACAUCCUCAAGAGCCAGCUCUACAUCAAUGCCUCUGGCUAAGUGCCCGAGAUCUUGCAGCGAGACAGCCCUCAUGUCCUGCCUGCCUACAGCUCUCCAUCACUCUUUUCUCUCUCUCAGUCCUUGUCUCCAUCUCUCUCCCCAUCCCAUGGCCUCCUGCCCAUGUCUGCCUCUCACCCCCAGCACCAAUGCUCUGUUGUGCAGCCAUGUCCAGGGAACGGUUUGGUCUCUUUUUCUGGGGUACUGCCCUGCCCUGUAUGCAUGGGUAGGGAGGAAGGGCUGGUCAGGGAGUGACAUGCUCCGUGUGCUCCAGCAUGUCCCUGGGAAAUGGUCCCCUUAGUCCAUCUUCCCAGCAUGCUCAGAGCAGGGGCUGCCUGUUCUGCAUCAUCUUACACAACUUCAGCUCAAUAAAUCUGGGUGGAUUUUUUUUAUUAAGUAGCUUUAGUGUGAGCCCUUUGGGCCUCUCAAUACAGUGACCAACCAAACCCUGGUUGGCAGCAGGCAGUUGCAACACAACCAGCUCGGUGCCCAACAGCAGGGGAACCUCCUCAGGCCAGCCAUGAGAAAACCCAGCUAACAAAAUCCUCCUGUCCCUGAAAAGUCAUGGAGAGGGCGUUUAUGAAGGGGAGAAGAGACCUUGGUAAGCACUGCUGCCAAAGCAUUAUGGGGAGAAUGUCAUGUCUCAACUUCCCUUAGCUGCAAGAACUGAAGCCACUCCCUAGGCAUGUGAAGUUGGUGUGAUGUUCUACUCUUACCCAGUGUCAGAGGCAUCCCACACCACCUAGAAAGGGAUCUGCCAUUUAUGGGGACAAGAAAUUGGAUAGAAGAAGCAGGUGGUGAGCCAAAGCCUCUGGUGAGAGUUUGCCCCAAACCUGGACGUGUCCAUGUCCAUCCUCUACCUUCCAGGUCUCCAUUUCUGCUCCAUCCAUCUUCUCCCACCACUCCCACUCUCUUCCUCUCCUUGAAGAGUUCAUUAAAUGCAUGAUAACCUCCCCCUCCCAAACCAGCCAUGGCUACUUUGCACA